Molecule: messenger RNA, 1045 nt
Organism: Dufourea novaeangliae
Lineage: Eukaryota; Metazoa; Arthropoda; Insecta; Hymenoptera; Halictidae
Product: phospholipid phosphatase 5
Exons: 7
Coding region: 186-998 (270 amino acids)
Biological process (GO): phospholipid metabolic process
Molecular function (GO): phosphatidate phosphatase activity
Source: RefSeq, a predicted model, not a curated record
GUUCAUUUUCAUAGAAGAAUUAAAUCGUUAGAGCAGGUGCUCUUAAAAUGGAUGGAUUCUUAUUAAUCAGUACUAUUCAUAAAUAUAGCUGUGUACACAGUUAUCCCCAUCUAUAAUGAAUUUGUUUAUAGUUGUCAAUAUGCAUUCACUUAAAAGAAUGAUAACUGUGCUAUGAUUGCUUUUACAUGUUCCGAAUUAUAAUGGCUGUUUUACGGGGUACAGAUUUCUUAACAGGAUUUUGGUUUGAUGUAUUAUUACGGACUGUUUUAGCAGGACUGUUCAUAGAACUAGAAAAAGCAGAACCAUUUACAAGAAAAAUUCAGGAGGAUGAAUUAUGGUUAUAUAAAAAUCCAAGAACCGAUUCGUAUGUUACAACUACAGUAUUAUGGCCUCUAGUAUUUCUUAUGCCUGCCAUAGUGAUCUUUUUUACUUUCAUAGUUUAUAAGAACAAAACUGACUGCUAUCAAGCAGUAUUAUCAGUCACUUUAGCAUUAGGAUUCAAUGGUGUUAUUACAGACAUUAUAAAACUUAUAGUUGGUCGUCCUAGACCAGAUUUUUUUUGGAGAUGUUUUCCCGAUGGAAAAAUGAAUUCAGAUUUCAAAUGUAAUGGAAAUCCAGUUACUGUGAGAGAUGGAAAAAAAUCAUUCCCAAGUGGACAUUCUUCUUUUGCCUUUACAAGUUUUGGUUUCAUUGCACUGUAUGUAGCAGGUAAACUGCAUACAUUCAGUUUAGUUGGUAAAGGACAAUCAUGGAAGUUAUGUGCAUUUGUUUUACCAAUUUGUAUUGCCCUUGCUAUUGCACUGAGUAGAACUUGUGACUAUCAUCAUCACUGGCAAGAUGUAGUUGCAGGUUCAGUAAUAGGAUACUUUCUGACAUAUCUGUGUUAUAGACAUUAUUAUCCACCAUUAGACUCACAAGUAUGUCAUCAACCAUAUGCUAUGCUUACUUUGCAAUCAGAAAGUGCAAAGAAUAGAAAUGAUCAGAUCAAGUGGAUCUAAUAAUGAAUUGUAUUAAUUUAACAAUAUCUUAGAUAAUUUCAUAUUUU